Molecule: messenger RNA, 5253 nt
Organism: Maylandia zebra (zebra mbuna)
Lineage: Eukaryota; Metazoa; Chordata; Actinopteri; Cichliformes; Cichlidae
Gene: ecm2
Product: extracellular matrix protein 2, female organ and adipocyte specific
Biological process (GO): positive regulation of cell-substrate adhesion; extracellular matrix organization
Cellular component (GO): extracellular matrix
Molecular function (GO): collagen V binding; heparin binding; protein binding
Source: RefSeq, a predicted model, not a curated record
CUCGGGACCCAGCAAAGACUCCAAUCUGGCUUUAGAAAUUCUGCUGUACAAAUCCUGGCUUUCCUUUGCAGACUUAUUACCCUGCUCUGCUCUACUCUACAUCUCUGCGCCUGGAGACACAUGCAAACUUUAAGUGUCAUCACACAGCGACACACACACACCUCUCCUGGAGUUCCUGCUGAACCAGAGGAGGAGGAAAGAGGCUGGAAGAAAUUGGCCUAAAGUCCUGCAGCCGCCUUCGAACUGCUGGGAUGAGGUGGUGGCUGGUGGUGGCCAGUCUGUGGCUGCUGGUGGCCUUGACCAUCCCUGAUGCUGAGGCCAGAAACCGACCACGAAACCAGAAUGGUGAGAUUCUUAGAGUGAGGAGGAGGAGGAAGGAUGGACAAGGUUUUGGCCGGGCUAGAACUAGACCUCUGAAGAUCAGACUGGUUCCUGGUCCCAGCAUCCCAGUGGUGCCUGUAGAAGGAAAUGCUCUUCUCCUACAACCCUAUAAGAACAUCCAAGAACAGCACGCCACCUACAACGUCAUCCCAGGUAAGCAGGGCCAGUGUGUGUACCAGGGUCUGACCAUGUUUGACCAAGCCGUCUGGUCCCCAAAGCCCUGUGUGACUUGUCUGUGUACCGGAGGGCGGGUGGUUUGUGAUGAGAGCACCUGUCCCGAAAUACACUGUCAUUUCCCCUUCACCCCUGCGGGCGAGUGCUGCCCUGUCUGCAUGGAGCCAGAACCUGACCUCAGCCUUGACAUUUCUGGUGACUCCCCAGUUCCCAAUGACCCCAGUGAUGUCGUGACUCCACUGACCCAAGAGGAGAUCCAGAAAAUCCUCUGGAGGGAGGCAGAGCAGCAUCGUGAGGAGGAAGAACGCGUGAAGAAGAAGGAGGAAGCGAGAAGAAAGAGAAGGAAGCAAAGGAAAGAGCAGGAGGAGAAACAGAGAAAGAUAGCUGAGGAGAUGAGAAAGCAGGAGGAGGAGGCACUGAGGCUGCAGGAAGAAAAGGAACUGGAGGAGUGGAGCAGGCAGGUAGAUGAGGAGCAAAAGAGAAGGCAGGAGGAAGAGGAAGAUAGGAGACAGAAGGAGGAAGCAGAGAGAGAAGCAAGAGAGAGGGAAAGGAAGCUAGAGGAGGAAAGGAAAAAGCAGGAGGAGAUGCUGAGGGAAGAACUUUUGGAUUUAGUUGAAAAGGAGAAAGAGCGGCACGAGGAAGAGAACGAGAGGUACGAGGAAGAGAUCGAGAGGCACGAGGAAGAGAACGAGAGGCGCGAGGAAGAGAUCGAGAGGCGCGAGGAAGAGAUCGAGAGGCGCGAGGAAGAGAUCGAGAGGCGCGAGGAAGAGAUCGAGAGGUGCGAGGAAGAGAUCGAGAGGUACGAGGAAGAGAUCGAGAGGUACGAGGAAGAGAUCGAGAGGCGCGAGGAAGAGAACGAGAGGCGCGAGGAAGAGAACGAGAGGCGCGAGGAAGAGAACGAGAGGUACGAGGAAGAGAUCGAGAGGCGCGAGGAAGAGAACGAGAGGCGCGAGGAAGAAAAGGAGGAGCAGGAGGAGGAGGUGUGGCUGAGAGGAGAUGUGUUUCAAAUGCUUCCAAAAGAGCCUGAAGAACCUGAGGAACCAGACCUCCUUCCUGCUCCGAUUCCAAGACCUCCAGUUGCUACAGAGGAGGAACAGGUAGAAACCAAAGAGACGGAAGAAGGGGAGGAUAGGGAGAUCAUAGUUGUAAACAGAGGAGGCCUUCCUCCAGGCUGUGACAUCUCUGACGUUACUGCCACAUGUGAGGAUGCCAAACUCACACACUUCCCUCCUCUGGCCAUUCCUGAGCUGAAAUCCCUCAGUCUGGAGGGCAACAGCAUCAGCCGCAUCCCAGCAGAUGCCUUUAAUGGAAUCCCUAACCUGGAGUGGAUCAACCUGAAGAAAAACAAACUUACUUCUGCUGGCAUUGAUGCUAAAGCCUUCAAAGGUCUGAAGAAGCUAACACGUCUGUAUUUGGAUGGAAACCUUUUAGACGUUGUGCCAUCUGACCUUCCCCCAACCCUGCAGGAGCUGAAGAUCAAUGAAAACAGAUUGAGAGGGAUAGAUGAAAACAGCUUCCAGGAUUUGAGCAGCCUGGUUAUUCUGGAGCUGGAAGGAAAUCUGCUGAGUGAGGGGAAUGUAGAUCCUCUGGCCUUCGCUCCCCUAAUCCAGCUUUCCUACCUCAGACUGGGGAGAAACCAUUUCCGUACUGUACCACAAGGCCUUCCCAAGUCAUUGCUGGAACUCUAUUUGGAGAACAACCUUAUUGAAGAAAUCUCAGAGACCGUUUUCAAUCAGACCAGCAAUCUGAACAUAGUUUCUUUAAGACACAACAAACUGGAGGAGACCAGGAUUGCUCCACUGGCAUGGAUCAACCACAGAAAUUUGGAGUCCAUUGACCUUUCAUAUAAUAAGCUUUACAUGGUUCCUUCAUAUCUACCAAGAUCUCUAGUUCACUUGGUGCUCUUGGGAAACAAUAUUGAGAGGAUACCUGGUUACGUUUUUGCCCACAUGCAACCUGGUUUAGAGUACCUCUACCUCUCCUACAACAAACUGGAUGGAGAAGGGACUGAACCCGAGUCGUUCUUUGGGGCCUACCACUCCCUGGUAGAACUGUGUUUGGACCACAACCAGCUGGUUGUUGUGCCAUCUGGCAUCAACGAAAUGACCAACUUACACUUCCUCAGACUCGACAAUAACAUGAUCAGGAGUAUUCCUGAUGAAGCCAUCUGUGACCCAAACCGCAGCGGGGACUCCACCUUGGUGGCUGUAAGAUUGGAAAACAACUACAUCGACCCACAAAAAAUCUCACCAAUGGCCUUUUCAUGUGUAAGAUCUGCAUCAAGUGUGGUCUUAAAACCCCAGAAAACCAAGUGAACACACAUAAACAAAAUAAAAAACUGAGAGACAGUGGACUUUAAUCUGCCAAAAGAAGACAAAAUCUCCUUUCAUCAUUUUUUUCUGUUACUAAUAUCAUACAAAUAAUAUAAUACGAAUAAACCUAAAAAAUUACUAGAAAACGCAUUAGUCUGAUGUCAAAAUCUGACACACAUUCAAACAUGGUUACUGUUGUAUGGUAAGAUGCUAUUUGAACAUUUUCUACAACUUUAGACCAAACACAUGGUUUGGUAUCUGGUAAGCUGUCCUGCUCUGUCACUUGGCCUUAAACUGGUGUGAAAGUGACAGAACACAUCUGUCCACUCUCAGAAAAUCUUCUUCUACUUUUGGCUGGUCCCUCUAGAGGGUCGCCGCUGUGGAUCACUGUGUAAAAGGGAAGGAAUUCACAGUAAAAUGAAAAUCCUAAUAAAGAAAUGGAAAGAAUUCUAUGAAGUGCGACUGCAAGCACAGCGCAUUAUUUUUAACAACCUCAGCACCUUCAUGUUUCAUUUCUCAGCAGCAAUUCUUCCACUGUUUGUUUUCAUAAAAACCCUGACAUGGAAAGCUCACACGUGACACAUCCCCUAAGAUGAUUGUGUUAAACCAAGUGCUGCUGGAGCCAAUUCCUCAAACAGAUCGAGAUGAGAUGUAAUGACAUGCCUGUUCCUCAACAUUUUAUCUUUAUCUUGCUUACGUGAAUGGACAGGGCAGUGACCUCCUCAAUUGUAGUUAAGUCUGAUUUAUGUUUGAUGCAAAAAUUAGGUGGGAGUCUUGCUAUUGCAUGUGUUAUGAUUUACAAUUCAGCAUCAUCAAGAUGAAUGCAUCAUAUGUGAUAUUGAGCUUUUGUUAUGGUAUAUCCUGCACAGCAACUGUUUCACUUCACUUUGUGGUUAAAAGAAUUCACAAUGAAUUCACAAUUCAUUACAAAGUUAUGACUGCAUCUGUAUCUGGGUUAACUUCUAUUUCUUCUUAUCCUGCUUUAUAUAGUAUGUGUCUUAACAUGGGUUUAUUUAAUCCCAGGUAGGAGCAGAGUAUGCUAAAGAACUUAUGGAGAUUAUGGCCAAACAUUUCUGACUUUAAUACUGCUGCAUGAAAAUAUCUUAUUUUUCUUACUGUAAAUUUGUACUUCUGUGUUUUCUUUUAACUGAAUCUUCUUCUUUCCCAGACAGAAACACACAAGACUUUUAGAUAAUUUAAACUCUUUUACUGUGCAUCAGCUUUCAAGCUGUGCAAAUUGUAAUAUAAUGUAUUACCACUGUGUACAUGAAAGGCUCGUUCUACCCUAACGUUGCUUUGAAAAGCUCUCACUAGAGGUCCAAAACACUCAACAAUUUACUUUAGAUUUUUAAUUUUUUUCCCCACAAAUUUAAGAUAUAUUUGAAGAUUAUAUCCUUUCAUUUGCUCUUGGCUGGCCAACAUGCUUAAAUUAUAUGAAGUUGGUGAGUAUAUUUUACAGUUUAGCACAAUGUUAUGAUGCACGGAAAAAAUAAACUUUAAGUUACCAUUCCUGUCUGAGUGAAGUCUGCCUAAACCUAGUACCCUCACACACCCAAAUAAGUUAGAUUAUAUUGCACUGGAUCCCCUGAUCAUUUACACAGCCUGCCUGUCCAGGACAUUUAGGAGUAUAUUCAUGUUAUCAAAUUAACAGCUUGGGCUUCAGGGAAAAAGUGGAGCCAUGAUGACUUUUACAGAAUAAGAAAAAAAAUUUAGUUAACCUUCCAUUACAUGUCUUUUAGCUAUAUGUAAUACAUAUUUACUGAAAGCUGCAAUUAACAGAGCUGAAAAGCCAACCAAUUCAUAAUAUUUUCCUCUACAAGCCUGAGGUUUAGGAUCAUUUACUUCAGUCACAGACAUCGAAAGGAUGAUUGAAACAGAAAAAAACCUAAACUGUGAGGAGCAUAAAACCACAGCUUCUUUAAUGGUAAAAAACCUGAAAAUAUUAGAUAAUUAUAUGGGGACUAAAAUUAAUUUGAAUGAAUAAAAGCAAUAAAACAAAGAAUCACAAAUGUGUGGUCAGUUUUCUAGAUGCCGGCAGUUGUCAUCUGACUGAACCUGGAGCUGGAAAACUUUCCUCCCUUGAACUAAAGCUGAGAUGAAAGUUUUUCCUGAGGGAGUUCUCCUCUGCCAACAUAAACAGCUGCUCUGUUCAUCAGUCUUGCAUAUCAAACACGUGAGUGAGCAAUCAUAUACUCAUUAGUCAUGUGACCUCAUCCAUGCUCCUCAGGAUGAGGAGAUGUAACUGAAAAAGUAAACUGUAAAGUCAUUCCCAUGUACUCAGACAUUUUAUCAGGCACAAAAGAUCAGUACGGAGGUGGAACUCAAUUCAUCUGAUUUCUGUGAUAUAAAAAUGGAAAAAAAUGAAAUUAAAAGGAAAAUGAAGCAG